Molecule: messenger RNA, 7313 nt
Organism: Chinchilla lanigera (long-tailed chinchilla)
Lineage: Eukaryota; Metazoa; Chordata; Mammalia; Rodentia; Chinchillidae
Gene: Cbx7
Product: chromobox homolog 7
Biological process (GO): negative regulation of transcription by RNA polymerase II
Cellular component (GO): PRC1 complex
Source: RefSeq, a predicted model, not a curated record
GGAGCUGUCAGCCAUUGGCGAGCAGGUGUUCGCGGUGGAGAGCAUCCGGAAGAAGCGCGUGCGGAAGGGCAAAGUCGAGUAUCUGGUGAAAUGGAAAGGAUGGCCCCCCAAGUACAGCACGUGGGAGCCAGAAGAGCACAUCCUGGAUCCCCGCCUUGUCAUGGCCUACGAGGAAAAGGAGGAGAGAGACCGUGCAUCGGGGUAUAGGAAGAGAGGCCCGAAACCCAAGCGGCUUCUGCUGCAGCGGCUGUACAGCAUGGACCUGCGCAGCUCCCACAAGGCCAAGGGCAAGGAGAAGCUGCGCUUCUCCCUGACGUGCCCGCUUGGCAGUGGGAGCCCCGAGGGGGUGGUCAAGGCAGGGGCACCUGAGCUGGCGGACAAGGGCCCCUUGGUGCCCACCCUGCCCUUCCCGCUCCGCAAGCCGCACAAGGCCCACAAGUACCUGCGGCUCUCACGCAAGAAGUUCCCGCCCCGCGGGCCCCACCUGGAGAGUCACAGCCAUCGACGGGAGCUCUCCCUGCAGGAGCCACCGACUGCAGAGGUCCUGCAGGCAGCCAGCGAAUGGGAGUCCACGGAGCAGCCGCCCGAGGAGGAGGCAGACGCAGACUUGGCCGAUGGGCCCCCUCCCUGGACACCCACGCUCCCCUCAAGUGAGGUGACUGUGACCGACAUCACCGCCAACUCUAUUACCGUCACCUUCCGUGAGGCCCAGGCAGCCGAGGGCUUCUUCCGAGACCGCAGUGGGAAGCUCUGAGCCUCUGUGGCUGCUGUCCUUAAACUGUUUUCUACGGGGCUUGGGGUGGGCAGCUCCAGAGAUGGGGAUGGGUUGGGGUGAGGUCCUAUUUUAUUUUUAAAAACUCCUGAGCAGAAGGAGGGAAGACCCCACAACUCUCCUGUCACCCCACCUCGCUCUCUGAGGGACAUUUACAGCAGGCCCUCUGGGUGGGGCUGGGAGACCAGCGUUGCUCUGGUGGCCCGGAUAUUUCCUCCCAGAUGGGCCCGGGCCGCCUGCCUGGGAUGCCUCUCUCAAAGCAGCUGAUUCCAGGAGCCCAGGGGGUCCAGCGCUCUGCCUUGAGCAGUGACCCAGGCUGCCCCCCACCCCUACUUUAAAAAUUUUUUUGGCUUGGAUCUUUAUUUUGAACUUUCCACUCCAGCUUUGCUGUGGGACUGGAAGACUGGCAUUGACCACCAGGGGCUGGGUUUGCAGAGACGGGGAAGGAGGCAGGGUUUGAGGUGGCUGGGGUGCGCCUGACCCUCCAGAGAGGUGGCCACCUUUCCUGCCCCUUUACCUGGAAACACUAGCCACCUCAUGGCUACCUGCGUGUCUACAGAUGAGCCCACGUGGGCCUUGCACGCCUCCCUAAGAACUCCUGAGCAGAUGAGCAAGGGGCAAUUCAUAGCACAAAAGAACUUGCUGCGGCAGCCCCUGUAGCCGCCUUAUAUGCACGCCACGCACGACAGGACCUGUCUCAGCUCCGUUUGCUCGCAGCCAUCGCCAGAGGGAGGGGCCUGGCCACAGGCAUGGUGGCAUCUGGCACUAUAGCCAUGCAGAUGUGGCUUUGUGGUUAUACCUGGCCAGGCCACGGGUGGGCAAACAUCUGCUGAGUUAUGCCAGAACAUCUGUACAGGCUCUAAGACACUGGGGGCCUGGCCUUCCUCCCACAGGGGUUCUUGUCCUUUCUGACUCAGGUGACUUUUUGGCCCUUCCAGUUACUCUUCUUUCUGCCCUCCUCUCCAGCUCAGCCAGCAGGGUGUGGGCAGUGGAGGGCGUGUCCCCCGCUUUCUCAGGGCAGUCCUCAUCUCCUGAACCCCACCUCCUUCCAUUCUGUGUCCCCUCGCAUCCAACCUAAAUGCCAGGGCUGACCUUGUUCCUGUGGGAGUCAGGCUGUGCACAAGUCCCACGCCUGGCAAGGGGCUGCAUCUGCCAGGAGGAGGGGGCUUGAUUUCUAGUUGUAGAGCUGUCCCAUGGACUGACUUCUCUCCCAUCCCAGCCCUGUGGGGGAGAAAGGCCAGGGCGGGUGGAGGGGGAGCAUGGAGUGGGCGUCCUCCCCUGCCCUCUGCCGCUGUUAGCCUGACUUGAGUGUAGAACCAGUGUGUGUGGGAGCUCAGCACUGUCCCCUGACCGCUGUGUCCUUGGGAGCUCAACGGAUCUCUGUAGGGACAAGGGUAGGUGACUCCUCCCCUGUCCCUCCAGUUCCCAAACCAAAGACAGCCUGCAUCCCGUUUCUGUUUGGGAUGCUCUGUUAGCAAGAUCCCUAAAUCCAUCUCUCCCCAUCCUCCUUAGUUCCUAGUUGUCCAGGGUCAAUUCAGUGCUUCCACAGGGAGACAGUCCCUUGCAGGCCCCUGCGUCACUCGCAGCCCUGGUUGCACCUUGAAGAAUGUGGGCAUGGGGCUUAGGGAGGACGGGGCAGCAGGAAUCGCCACUGAUCUGCUGCAGGACCCUGGGGAAGGUAGACGCUGUAGUUGGGGGUUCUUCGGGGCAGGGCAGGGCCCCCAGCAGAGACAGUGGUGGGGGUGGGGGGGUUCUCUCCAAUGGAAGGCAUUGGUCCGUAGCUUUGGGACUCGCAGCAGCUUCCAGUCAUAAUCAUGCUGUCCAUCCCCAGUGGACUCAGAACCACUUCCUGCAUCCUAGGAACUCCCGCAGCACCGCCUGCAACUUGGAGUCUGUGGACCGGGGUCUUGUCUUCUGGGUGAGGCAGCAGUUUUUGGUCUGCAGCAGUAGAACAUACCUUCCUCUUUCUCAGCUCUUUAUGGCACCCAGGACCCUGUAGCUCAGGGAGGGCUGAGGGCUGGGAGGGUGGCCUGGGUUGGGUGGCCCUGAGAUCCCCUGCUCAGGCAGCCACGUGGCACAGGAUUGCUGUGAGCUGGCCCCCUGGGGAGCCAAGCUAUGGGCUGUAGGGUCUUUUGCAGCCAGGACAGGUGACCUCCCAGCCUGGAGUGUCCUGGGUGGGCAGUGAUCUCCCACCCCAUUGCCCCCCAGAAGGCCAGUACUCUUGGGGUAGGAGAGGGCUCUGAAAGCCACCUGCCUCACUUUCCGCUGCCUCACCUGUUCUGAAUGUAGAGACCGGCUGGUACUUUUCCUCUGCUGGGGGUGAGGAUAUGCCUUGCCCCCUGGCCUGGCCACUUGCAGUGCGGGGACAAGCUCCUCUGGGCUGUGAGGUUGUCAUUCUCUUGGGAUGGUGAUCCCUUUGCCAAUUUCCUCCCACCUCCCUCUCCAGGGGAAGGCGCUGGGCGUCUUUAAGAUGGUGUAGCUUUUGCUUUAUAAGUGGCCGCACGUGGCCGCCAGGUCUCAGCACAAGAACGCUUCCUUUGCACAGAAUGAGCUCCGAGCUUUGUUCAGACUACAUGAAUGUACUGGGGGGUAGGGGGGCGAGCGCACGCCUUCCCGGGCGAGUGUGUGCGGGGACUCCGUGGGUGCAGAGCGCGGUUUUAUUUUUGUACUGAUAUUGGUAAGAGACUAUAGCAUCUAUUUAUUUAGAUGAUUUAUCUGGUAAAUGAGGCAAAAAAAAAACUAUUAAAAAUGAUUUAAAAAAAGAUUCCUAGGCAUUUGAUCAUUACUUUUGGUGUCACUUCUGUGCCCAGGAAAGAGAUCUAGCCGCAGAUGACAGCCUGGGUCCAGGCUCCAGGUCUGCCUGUUCUGUCAGCUUCCUGAGCCCUCUGGAAAUGCACUGAAGACUCACUGAGGGGGUGGGAACUGGGCCCUGUGAGGAGUCACCUGGGAAGUGUCCACCUCCCUUGGCCGAGCAGUGUGUAGCCAGAGGCCUGGAAAUGCUUCAGACCAUUAUUCACCGUUUCGAGUAUUCUGUCGGAUGUGGGGUGGUCAGGAUCACAGGGAUUCCACAAUGACAGGUUCUGGAACCCAGGAUCACCACGGGGCAAACUCACGCUUGUUCACCCCAGCUCAGCACGCCUGUUUGAAGCCUGAGGCAGGCGAUCAGAGCACAGGGCGCCAGGCAAGAGUUCUUCCUGCAGGCGCCUCUGGCAGACAGGUGCAGGCAGGGGACUACCACAGCUGUCCAGGAGGGGUAGAGGUGGCAGUCGUCGCCACAUCCAGCUCGCUGGAUGCCAGUGUCAGGGAGGGGCCAGGAUCACAAAUGGGUUUCCAGUUGGGCAGUGGGCAGACAGGGGUCUCAUCAGGAAGGGGACUAAAGGAGGGGAGGUGGGUGCGGAAAUCCGUCUUAGGACAGGCUCUGUGCAUGAAGUCUAUUUGGGAGGUGACCCAGCAGCAGGAGUAAGGGGUUAGGACGGUGGGAAAAGGAAGAAGAGGACGGCUACUGAGGUCAGCUGGGAUGUGGUGGAAGGAUGUCACAGUGCACAGCCCCCAGCCUCCAUCUGUCUGUCCUGGUAUAUUGACCCUGGACGAGAAAAUACCAUGCUAGGUGGGCGCUGUGGUGCACAUCUGUAAUCCCAGCUGCUCAGGAGGCGGAGGCAGGAAAGUCUGAAGCCAAACUGGGCAGUUUGCCAAGACUCAAAAAGCCCUUGGGUGUCACUCAGUGCUAGAGUGCCUAGCACGUGCAAGACCUGGGUUCGGUCCCCACUACCGCAAAGAGAGAAAAAGAGGAAGGCAGGGAAGAAGAGACACGUGCUGGCCCUUGUCACCCAUAGGGAACUGUCCACCUGUCCGUGGGCAAGAUGAGAGACGAAGCCAAGAGGUGAGUCCGACAGGGCCACGGAAGUGUGACAGUCCCCCUUCCCCCCGGGCUGCUGUACUUUGCUUAUCGUACACAGUAAAUCUACUUCCACGGACUCUUCAAAAAGGUGGCCUGGGUAGUCCCUGUAAGAGACUUAAUGUGUGUUGGGUGGAUGACCAUCCGUCCUCAGGGCUGCAAUGGGUAAUACUGUCUCCUGUCUUCACCACCCCCUGUCCCUGCUAGCAUUCCCACUGGUCUAGGCUGCUUGCUGGCUGGGGUGACCCCGACACAUCCAGAAAGAGCCCAGGCCCCUGCUGGCCUGCCCUUGUUCAGUCAGGUCACUGUGCCUCAGUCCCCAGUGGGCCUGAGGGCAGGAAGCUUGCCUCAAGGACUACCCCAGGUUUCAGAUAAACUGCCGACGGAAUGUAGCAGCAACCUGGCAUCUGAGGACAGUUGAGGUCAGUUAACCUCACUGAUGUCACAACUACUGUUUUCUGUCUGCCAGCCGACCUACUGGUCCUAGGAGCUUACAGUGACUAGGUGGUAGUUGUAGCCUCACAUGCCAAGGAGUCCCUUACACUGUUCCCUGGAAAGAUGCUCUCUUCCCUGGAAACCAGGAUCUCUGAUCCACCAAGUCUAAGUCAGAGCCACAGAGCACAAGCUCCGCAAGUCGGUGCAGAGGCACGCUGUAGCCUUGGAUGGUGGCAGUGGCACAGACACUGGACAAGUUGUGAACUGCUGACCUCACUGUGAGGAAGGGAGCCCACCGUAAGCAACCUGCCAUGGUGCCCUGCUGGCCCCCCAAGCCCAGCACCGUGUGCAGGCUCUGACAGGCCGGACACCCAUCACCUACAUUAAGUAGCUGUAUUAGUUUUCCGUUGUUGGGACAGAACAUCUGCCACACAUGAUUUCAAGGCAGAGAAGUAUAUUUUGGCACAGUCCGUGGCUGGCUGGCUCUGCGGGAGAAACAUCACGGUGUGAGAGCACUGUGGAGGAAAUCAGCUCACCUCUUGGUGUCCAGGAAGCAGAAGAUGGGGGGAGAGCCCAAGAGAAAGUGGCCAGGGACCAGAUCCCACCCUCAAGGUCCUGCUUCCAUGCUACCCAGACACCCCCAGAAGUGUUUCCCUAAUUUCCUAGACCUCUCAAGUUAAUCACGCUGACAAGAAUAACCAUCACAAGCCCACCCCUUGUCAACUCGGCACCUACACACAGCUCUUUAAACCACACUUGAUCCCCAAAUAGAGAUAAUGACAAGGUCACAAUUCCACCUAACAAUGCCAGCAUCCUGCAGCGCUAACCCUAUCCCCAAAUGUCAGCAGUCUCAGCAUUGCUCCAAAGUCUAAGUCCAAAGUCCCCUCUGAGACUCCAGGCAAACUCUUAGCUGUGCAUCCUUGUAAAAUUCACAAAGCGAGUUAAUGCUUCCAAGGUACAAUGGCUCCUCCCAUCCCAAAGGGGAGAAUAGGCGGACAGAAAAGAAUAGGACCAGAACAAGACUCAAACUCAGCAGGACAAACAUGAGGUCCUAUAGCUCUACACCCAGCAUCCCGGGCACAUGGUGGCAUGAUGUGAGCCCCAAAGGGCUCGGGCAGCCCUGCCCCUCUGGCCUUGCCAAUUGCAGCCACACGGCCUCUCUCCUAGGCCGGCUGUGCAUGCUGCCUAUGGCUUUCCUCAGGAGACACUCCAUGCCUGUGUCUCCAGCUGCUGAGGUCUCCGUUGCAGCUUCAGCCUCACUCCUGCAGCCUCACAUGUUGCCCUCUUGGGGGCUCCUAGCAGGGACUCUGGUCAUGUGGCGCAAUGCCCAGCUUCCCAGGCCUUUCUUUGAAAUCUUGUGCAAGCCUCCAUGAGCCCAUAACCCACGUACUCUGCAUGCCUACAAAACCAGCACCACAGGGCUGGGGAUUUAGCUCAGCGGCAAAAGCGCCUGCUUGGCAUGCACAAGGUCGUGAGUUCGGUUCCCGGUACUGGAGAAAAACCAAAAAAAAAAAAAAAAACCAGCACCACAGCAGUGAUGCCACCGUCUGCUGCCAGACAGGAAGGGGCCAGGGACCCAAGGUCCUGCUUCCAAGACCCACCUAGAUGUGUGCUUCACUAGUCUCCUAUGAGUCUGUCAGGCUAAUCAAGGUGACAGUUAAGAUUAACCAUCACAGCCGGGUGUGGUGGCUCACACCUAUAAUCUCAGCACUCAGGCUGAGAGUUCGAGGUCAGCCUGAACUACAUAGCAAACCUUGUCUCAAAAAACAAAAACAAACCCCAAAAAGAUUAGCCAUUACAGCUGUCCAGGUUACAUCUCAGGCACAUGAGGCUGCUUGUACUGAAAACUCACUCUUCCUUUGGGCCUGCGGACAGCCAACUUGUGGCAGGAAUGGCUGUAAAGGCUUUGCACCUCUGUUUUCAUAUUGAGUUUGUCUCCCUUGCUGCCUUAACCUUUGGGUAAAGACACCAGCUGCCAUGACCGGAGAGACAAGACCAGAAAAGCGGUGGAAAGUGGUGGCACCCAGUUCUUGGAAGAUCGCUACCAAUUUCAAGACAAGACAAGAACAGCCCUCCCCUUCCUUAGCUUGUUCCUCUCCUUCACUAUUCCUGGGCUGUACCUGUGACCCUUCAAUUCCCUUAGAGUUGAGAGGCCGAUUUGAGGACAGAAGCUCCUUCCUUGACCACUGAAUAAACCUUGUUUUUUUCUCA